Molecule: messenger RNA, 1316 nt
Organism: Alligator sinensis (Chinese alligator)
Lineage: Eukaryota; Metazoa; Chordata; Crocodylia; Alligatoridae
Product: major histocompatibility complex class I-related gene protein-like
Exons: 8
Coding region: 1-1170 (389 amino acids)
Biological process (GO): immune response
Cellular component (GO): external side of plasma membrane
Source: RefSeq, a predicted model, not a curated record
AUGGCGUUGCCCGAGCAGGAUGCAGCCAUGGACAUGCUGUCUCAGAGCACCCGGUGCCCAAGUCGCACCCCGUCCUGUGGCUGGACCGCCGUGCUGCUGCUGCUGAUCCCGGUGCUGUAUGUGGCAGUGGAGCUGUAUGAGACAAUACAGACACACGUGACACGACAGCUGACCAACACCCUGGUGCCUUCCUCCCGUCCCCGCUCCCACUCCUACCGGCAUUUCUACACGGGGGUGUCGGACCCCAGCCCGGGCGUGUCCGCCUUCACUGCCGUGGGCUACGUGGACGACCAGCAAAUUCUGCACUACGACAGCGAGACGCGGAGACAGGAGCCGCGCGGGGACUGGAUGCAGGGGGCCGUCGGACCAGGCUUCUGGGACAAGGAAACCAGGACGUUGCAGCGCUGGCAGGAGGGAUUUAAACGGAACCUGGUCACCCUGCAGCAUCGCUACAACCAGACAGGCGGGUCUCGCACUCUCCAGUUCAUGUACGGCUGUGACCUCCAUGAAGACAACAGCACUGGAGGCCACAUGCAGUGGGCCUACAAUGGGGGAGAUUUCAUCAGCUAUGACCUGGGAACGUGCACCUGGGUAGCAGCCCCUACACAGGCCCAGCGCACCCAGCACAGCUGGAAUGAGGAUCAGGCUCUUCUUCAGAGUACAAGAGCCUACCUGGAGGAGACCUGCAUCACGUGGCUGCGGCAGUACCUGCAGCACGGGGAGGCAGCGCUGCAGAGCAAGCGUCCCGUGGCACAGGUGAGCGACAGGCCAUCCCGGGACGGACGCACCACCCUGUCCUGCCGGGUCCACGGCUUCUACCCCAGGGACAUCUCCGUCGUCUGGCUGCAGAGCGGGGAGGUGCAGACCCAGGAGAUGAGCCAUUCGGGGGUCCUUCCCAGUGGAGAUGGGACCUACCAGACCUGGGCCACUAUUGAGAUUGACCCGAGCAACAGCCACGACUACGCCUGCCUUGUGGAGCAUAAGAACCUGGGUUUAGUCCUGUGUGUGUUCUGGGAUAAGGGCAGGACGGAGUACAACCGGAAGCUGAUUGUGGGCAUCCUUGUCGGUGCUGUGCUCUUUCUGGUCAUCGUUGUGAUGGGUGCAGCUGGUUACUUCCUCAAAGGAAGACGGAAACAACGACGAAGUACCCGUCACCAAGGAGGACUUUGACGGGCAGGACCCAGUGCGGAUCUACCGCCCGUGGGACCAGGUCGGCUACAACCACUUCAUCACGCCCUGGGCUCCACGUGCUGCUGGGUGGCUUCUCCUCCGGCCACGUCUGGCUCAGGAAGUCCAAGGAUGAUACGGUGCGCGAG